CAGCUCCGGGCCGCCCUCCCGCCCGCCCGCCCGCCCGCGCCGGGGCGCACUGCACUGCACCAGCGGCUUCGGCUUGGUGGAUGUGUAUGCAUGAGUUCUGCACCGAAUGGGCGCAAAAAGCGCCCCAGCCGCUCCACCCGCUCCUCCAUCUUCCAGAUCAGCAAACCCCCGCUGCAGAGUGGGGAUUGGGGGCGCAGGGGCAGCGGCUCCGAAAGCACCCACAAAACCCAACGAGCCCUGGACGACUGCAAGAUGCUGGUCCAAGAGUUCAACACGCAAGUGGCCCUGUACCGUGAGCUGGUCAUUUCAAUUGGGGACGUCUCGGUCAGUUGCCCGUCACUCCGGGCGGAAAUGCACAAGACAAGAACCAAAGGCUGUGAAAUGGCCCGUCAGGCACACCAAAAGCUGGCUGCCAUCUCAGGCCCAGAAGAUGGUGAAAUCCAUCCAGAAAUCUGUCGACUUUACAUCCAGCUGCAGUGCUGCUUAGAAAUGUAUACAACAGAGAUGCUAAAAUCGAUUUGCCUGCUGGGAUCGCUUCAGUUUCAUCGAAAAGGAAAGGAAGCUGGUGGGGCAGUAAAGGGCUUGGACGGCAAAAUGGAGGAGUGUGCUGAAACCCCUGCCCUGGAGGACUCCUCGCCGUCCCCUGUGGAGACUCAACAGCACUCCUGGCAGGUUUCCACAGACAUUGAGAACACUGAAAGAGACAUGCGAGAAAUGAAAAACCUUUUAAGCAAACUCAGGGAAACUAUGCCUUUACCACUGAAAAAUCAAGAUGACAGCAGCCUUCUGAACCUAACUCCCUACCCACUGGUUAGAAGAAGGAAGAGAAGAUUCUUCGGGCUGUGUUGUCUUGUCUCAAGCUAGGCAGAUCCUCCUGGAAACCCACCAGGAAUACAUGAGAAACAUCACCAAACCCAAGGACCUCCACCCAGCUGAACUACACAGUGAUUGGUUUUUGACUAUGUUUUCUAUGCUUCCUUAUUCCUUUUAUCUGCCUCUCCCUAGCCUUCUCAAUGGUUUUACACUUGAAAGCAGCUGCCAUGAAGGGAGGGAAAGAACAAAUUCCAAAAGCAAGCUGUUUUUAAAAAGAUUUUUAAAGCUGACCAUUGUGCAUGUCUGCUCCAAACCAUGUCAUGACUGAUGCAAGAAAUUAUGAUUUUUAAAUUAUUUGAAGGUUUUUAAAAUGUAUUACACAGAGAAAAAUUAUUUCACAUAUAAUAGUAUAUCUAUCGCUCUUGCUGAUCUCAUGGUAGCAAUCCAUCAUGUAUGAAAGAUGUCUUUCAACAUAGAAAUCUAUUUAAAAACUGCAAAGCUUCAAAACUUCAAUCUAGGAAUAUUGUUAGAAAUAUUAUAAGCAAACAUACACCACCUCGCCCAUUGCUUUCUCUGCUCUCAUCUACAUUUAGUCUUCCAGUCUGUCAGAAUCUAAAAGCUUAAACAUUGAAAUACCCUAAUUUAUAAUGCAACAUGAACCGUAUAUGAAACAAUGCUUACAUUUUGUAAAUACACAGUAAUCCUAGUACAUUCGUACAAUGCAUAUGGACAACGAAUUCCCUUUUGAUCCAAUGAUGUCUUUUUUCAGCUUCUUGGAGAAUGACGUUAUCCAGUUAGGAAAUGACGUAGUAACAUAUACAAUUACCCUCAGAUGUAAAAUUGAAUAUUAUCACCUUCUGUUCAAAACUGAAAUCUGAAGCAUGGUAAUCUUAUAGGGCAUGCUGGAAUUAUCUCAGAUAGUACAAAUAUUUAACAUUUUACAUUAUAAUAAUGAAAUUUUAGUUAAGCUAAGCUUGUCUCAUUUUAGAUGACUAUGCAGAUGUGACUUUUCCAAUGUGCACUUGGUGUCUUGUCUUGCGCUUAGAAUUUUGGAAGCAGGACACAUUAAGCAAUACUAUAUUUGAGAAAGGAGGAAGCCACAUGUUUUGCUUUUUCCGCGCCCAGCUUUGUUGUGGUCCUCUAUUAACCUUGUAACAUGGUACAAAUUUUAUUAUAUUUCUCGCCAUAUUCUUCCUGGACCCAUCCCCUACAUAGAAUUUCCUAUGGGUUGAAAGAUCAAGUCUUUGCACUUCUUUUCUUGUUUUCCCUGAUCUGAAAAUCUUCAAGUCAGACAGAAGGCACCAGAGUCUAGUACAAUAGAAAGAUGAGCUAGAUACUAACAACUGGCUUAUUCAAGACAUGUCUUUAAUGUCAACCCUGCCUAGGAAUGUAUGUGUACAUAAAUAUCUUGAUCUAAAGACCAACUAUAUUAAACCUUUAGCUUUAGUGAAGAUGAAUGGAGUGAAUAAUUAUUGCAUUAGGUUGAAUUAGAUGAAAGUGCUAAUAUUUGACUGUUUUGACCUACAAAACAGUGGUUUCAUAUCGUUCAACCUAAUAAAUGGUGUAGAAAUUAUACAGUAAUUAAAAUUAUCUUCUAGCUUUUUUGCGUUGAACGUGAAAAAAAAUUAAAGCGCUAUAUCUCCAAACAUAAUGGUAGGUUUCUAUUUUAAUCACACCAGCUGCUUACUGGCCUUAUUCUUGUCAUCCAUAGUUCUGUUCCAAUGAUCCAAGAAUUAAUGCGUGGUUACAGGUAUGCCUGGCUUCACAAAGAGAAGUAUAUUUGACAAGUUAUAUAACAAAAUCAUUAUUUUCUAUAUCAAAUACCUGCAACAAAAACUGUGGGAAUAUAGUCUUUAAAUACUCUACAGUGGAUACUACUUGAACAAACAAGUAACCACACUCCCUUAUAUUCACCAGGGCUGCCAACGUUGAUUUUCAAAACCAUGCUUGAUUAAAGCUAAAUAUUGUUUCCUGACUCUGGUUCAUUUUGAUCUGAGGAUUAUUUCAUUUAAGGGUCAAAAUGACAAAGUAACCCAAGUUAGCACAUCCUUUGCUCUUGUUUCUGCCCCCUCUCUCCCAGCCUCGGAUGGCACGGAACCCUUAGGGUCAACCUCAUUGCUCCUAAUCUGGCCACAGUUACUCACUGAUAAGCUCAUCCUUGCUGUUGAGCACCGUCUUUAAAAUGCCUGACCUAAAUCACUUCUGCUCUAAUUUGUGCUCACUCUUGCUUCGUCUCUGUGUGAAAGUAACACUUACCUUCUGUGCAGUUGUCCUCUGUACAGCUGAAGACUGUUAAUAAAUUAAAUUCUCACCUCCAUGUCUGAAAAGGCUGUCGCAGCUAUUCACGGACAUGGGAACUUGUUUCAUUACACAGCCAGACUUUCCAUAUCGAAGGUAAUAUAUUCAGCCACUUUAUCUUUUAUUCAGUGCCUGUUUCCAGACUUCGCUCAGUUUUAUAGUUCCAGGAGACACACUCCAAGAUUUAUAGAUGUUCUUUCAGAAAUAGGUCCUAAAAUUACAUUUUGUCCUCAAAAUCCUGAUGCCAAUGCUACAUUGGUUCUUGGCUACGAUAGGCAAUUCACCACUUCCCAUCGGACUUGUCCGUGCAUCCUUGGGAGCUGCUCUUCUCUCCUCUCACCUUCCCAAUGACCUUCUCAGAUGUGGUUCCUGGAGAUAAAGUUUUGCUGUCUUGGCUUCCUGCUGUCACUGAGUUUGAGAUUAGAGCAAGGAGACACUAUUGUACCCAUUUUCUGACGUGUACUCAUGCACUUGAAACAGAAAAGGAUGAGACCUUCUGGGGUUCACAUUUGCUCAUUUUACAACCAUAUUCUUAAUAUCUCAUGUUGGCUUUUUCCCACAAUAACAGAGGAUAUGUGUUAUUGUUGGAAAAAUCUAGAAUAUACCAACUGAAUAGGUGAAAAAUAAAACUCAUCAGAAUUCUACCACAAUCGCCUCAUCUCUGGGCUUUAAAUCAAUAAGGGGAAGGGCUGAAGCCACAUUAAGAUAUGACAUGUGAAGACAAGGCCAAAAGUCACUUUAAAAAUCUGUCCUGGAAGGGGUGCUGUGGCUCAAGUGGUAGACCACUAGCCUUGAGCUGAAGAGCUCUGGGACAGUGUCCAUGCCCAGAGUUCAAGCCCCACGGCCGGGGAAAGAAAUCUGCCCUCUGAUGUUUUGCAUGUAUCUAGAUUCAAGUCAUGGCAAACUUCCGGUUGUGCCAUUAGUCAGGUGCACAAAGAAAACUACAGGAGUAGCACAGUCCUGAUGUCUUCUCUAAUGAAUGAGAGCUCUUGGGAGACAUUUUAAAACCCUGCCUGACCAGUAGUUUCUUCCAUGUACCUGUAAAAAUGGUUGUAAAGCAGAAUGUUUGGCAACACUGCCACCUAGUGAAAGCUAAGCUUCAGAGUGACAGUAUAAAUACAUACUAUAUAAAGUAAAUCAGCUGGAUUAACAAUGAUUUUGUCAGUAACUUCUAACUCUGAUGGUCUCAACAUUGAAAGAAUGCAGAUUAUCACCCAUCCUGGCUCCCAACCACUGCAACUAUCACCACCCCCCCCCCCCACACACACACAUACGCUGAAGCAGGGCCUAUCUACCCUUUUUGUUGUGUUCUAGAAUGUUACAAAAUGAAGAUGCUUAACUUUUAAGUAACCGUAGAUAGGCUAAGGAAAAACCGUACUACUUUGGCCUCAAAAUACACCGUUAGAAUUGAAUAUGCCAUUCAUUAUUGACACAAGACUAGAAAAGAAUUGAGUAUAAUAUAAAGAAAAACUUUCAAAUAUGAGAAAUGGUUAGAUUACUAUAUUUGUUAUAUACAUUAUCUGAUUAGCCAUUCACGAAGAGAAAUAUUGAUUCUUACCUUAUAACUUUCAUUAAAAUAUAUUUUAGGUGAAGUUAAAAUUCAUAUGUAAGGGUACAUAAAUAAUCAUGUAAGAGGACUAGCAGGCAAUAAAAACAUAUAUCAUUUUAUUUUGGAAAAAUAAAGACUUUGUGAGCAUAAUACCAAAGGAGAAGAAUAACAUAAAGAAAAGAAAUGUUGAUUAGACCAGUUAAAUUCAAAAGUUUUACACAAAAAUAACUUAAGAAAAAGUAGUAUUUGUCACAUUUGUCUAGACAAAAAGUCUAGAUCUCUAAUAUAUAAUUGCUUGUUUAAUUCUUAAUCCCAUGAAAUGAGAAGUCCAAAAAAUAGUAACUACUUUUGUUAAAUGUUAUUUUCUCAGUUCGUAACAGAUUUAAAUACAAAGUAAAUAUAUAUUGAAAACCUAUUUAUUGAUUCAAUAACUAGUGAAUGAUUGACAAAAAUGAUAGCUUGUGACUCAAAAAGAAAUCCAACUUUCUCAUAGAAAAAUUGUCUACAGACAAAAAGUAUCAAUGCAUUAUCACCUAAAAUAAUUUGGCGAUAAUAAAUAAGAGAGUAUUUGAAUAUACUAGUAACCAAGAUGCAAAUUCACACAAUACACUUCUUUUUUAUAUCCCAGAAGAGCAGAGGGUAUUAACAAAUCAAAGUUCCUCAGGCAAAAAAUGCAUAGGAAAAUAAAGUCAGUAGACGUGUAAGUUAAUUCAAUCUUUAUAAAAAAUAUUUUGGCACUAUGUCUUCCUUCAUGUCCAAUUAGGCAAAUUAUCCUUUAAAAGGUUCCAAAAAGUGAGCUAAAAAGCAGUAAUCCAUUACUUAAAAAAGUAUACAAGAAAGGAUGUUUUGUAAAUAAAUUUAUAUUAUAUGGUUAAAUGUGAUAUAAUCUUUUAAUGGAAUACUGUGCAUCAAUACAUGUGUAUUUAUUUACGUGUGCAAGAUAUAUUAUUAGGUGGAGAAAAACAAGUUUUAGAAAGUAUCUAGAAUCUGAUCCCCUUUAUAAAAACACACCUACACGUACAUAUAUAUGCAUUAACAAGUCUAAGAUAUAUUUGCCAAAAGUAUAACAGCAUUUAUCUCUGGGAGGUGAGAUUUGGAGCCAUUAUAUUUUUGUUGUGCAUAUCUGUAAUUUCUGAUUUUUCCACAAUAAGCAUGUUGUAUCUGUAUAAUUUUUUCAGGGAAUAGACACUGAUGUUCACAAUAUAUAUUAAAUGAAAAUAUGUUACAAAACAGUAUAUAUAGUAUGACACAAAAUUUGUAAAAAAAAACUAUAUAUAAAUAUAUCUAUGUAUGUAUAUAUGCAUAAGAAAGCUAGAAAGACAUACACUACCAUGUUAAUAGCACUUAUCUAUGGGUAGUGGGAUUAUGGGUGAUUAUUUUUCUUUUUGCUUUUCUGUGUUUUCUAAUUUUUCUACCACAAACAUGUAUUACUUGUGUAAUAAAAACUAAUAAUAAAAGUUUUAAAAAUAUGUA
This is a messenger RNA of Perognathus longimembris pacificus (Pacific pocket mouse), 6133 nucleotides long. It is a transcript of the gene Rgs7bp, whose product is annotated as regulator of G protein signaling 7 binding protein. NCBI's taxonomy places the organism in Eukaryota, Metazoa, Chordata, Mammalia, Rodentia, Heteromyidae. The transcript is spliced from 6 exons. Gene Ontology annotation, cellular component: nucleus; neuron projection; postsynapse. Gene Ontology annotation, biological process: G protein-coupled receptor signaling pathway. The record is from RefSeq and is a predicted model, not a curated record. The coding region runs from base 91 to 864 and encodes 257 amino acids.